AAAAUUAUCAAAGUAGCUCAGCACACUGAAAAGGUUGGCGACAACUAGUGUAAGCGAAGCUUAACAGACGCGAAUGCAUUUGUGGCUGCCUACAAUUUUUAUACACAAAUGUCAAAUACUUUAAAUUCCGACUUUAAAAAUUAUUUAUGAGCAUGAAUAGUACAGGAAGAUAAUUAAAAUUCAUGUGUGUACAGCACCUGCGCUGCAACUGAAACGAGUCAAUAGAAAGGAAUGCAAUCAAUUUUGUAGCCAGCGGCUAUAUUCAAUCUUGAGCCUUAUGUAAACGCGCAUUAAAGAUUCUUUAAAUAGGCCCUGCAGCGGUAUAUUUACCUACUUCCAAGAUCGGCAUUCGUCGAGAACAUUUUUACUACUUUUGCGAUGUACGUUUUGUCGAAAAGGCACAAACUACCUUAGGAAAUGUGUUCAUAGAUAUCCUGUGUUGUGCGACAUAUAAAAAUGCCCGACAGUGUGGAAAUCUGCCUGAAAAAGGUACUGAAGGGAUUGCCUUUAGAUGUAGAGGAGGCAGAGAUAUGUGACUUCACGUUGGAGGAUCAAAAUGAGGCACUGGAGGCUCAGGGUAUUCAGCCCACUGUGGACCCCACAUAUAAACCUGUGGUUGGAGAGACAGUCAGCUAUAUUGUCGCAUGUGUGAUUCUGAAUGAGCAAAAUGAGGUUUUGAUGAUGCAAGAAGCCAAACAGACCUGUGCUGGAAAGUGGUAUCUGCCAGCAGGUCGCAUGGAAAAAAAUGAAAACAUAGUAACAGCCUGUGAAAGAGAAGUGAUAGAAGAAACUGGAUUGAAAGUACAGUGCACCACCCUCUUGAUGGUAGAAACAGCAAUUGGUUCUUGGAUGAGGUUUGUGCUGACUGGAAAAGUGACAGGAGGCAGACUUAAGACACCAGCUGAUGCUGAUAAGGAAUCCUUACAGGCAAAGUGGGUGGGCAAUUUGGAUGAGUUGGAACUUAGAGCUGGGGAUAUCAUGCACUUGAUUGAAAAGGCUAGAACCUAUAAGCAUGCCCGCAGCCUCAGUGACAAUACCUGGUUCGAAGAUCAGUUGCCAGCAUGCCGACCAUACUCCAGACAGCUGUUGAGGCUAGUGAUCGUAAUAAAGAAGAAAGCAACCAACAGAAUUCACAUUCUGCUAGGGGAGAAAACAGCAUGGCACUUACCUUCCUGCGAAAUUCAUCCUGCCAAGAGCCUUCACUCUACUCUAAGGCGGUUCAUGAUCGACUUGUUUGGCGCUGAGGUACCGCCUCAUAGACCUUGUGGUAUUCUAUCUGUGGAACAUGACGCUUCAACUGGUAAAGAUGGCGUGUGCCUUACCUUACUAGUAGCUUUCCGCGUUCCCCUAGAAGAGGUACCAAUUAUCGGAAAAUGCGUCUGGCACGAAAUCACUAAAGGACUUGGAGAUAAGCUGUUGCAAAGAGUAUCUUUGAAAAACAGCACUAUUCCUCUUCAUGUUGUCAGGUAAACUGUCUAUUGCAUUCAUACAUUCAAUUGCAGAUUUGUGUGUAGGACUAUUGCAUACAUAAAAUGAAAUAUAUUGAGCUUUUAUUUUUGACCUCACAUAAUACAUGGUAAUAUUCAGGAUUUCCUACCAAGCAUAUCCACUGUAUUUUUAGCUAGUCAACUGAAUGGUAUGUGUUCUAUUGUUUGAUGUUCUCUAAUGGAAAUUUAUACAUUCCAGAAGUGCAGUAUUUAAUGUAAAAUUUUGUAUAAAUUAUAUUUAAUGUUACAUGAAUAUUUGUAUCUAUGUACCUUGUGUUAUAUGUACAAUAUUGAAGAGCUAUAUACAAUGUUACUUUUAGAUUUAGAUGAUUCGCUUCAACGCCACGUAAAAUUUUUUUGCAAUGAAAUGUGUAAUAAUUAUUUUAUAAAACAUCAACGGAUUCCAUGGUUGUUUGGCCGCUGAAUAUGAAGUACUAUUUGAUUUCUUAAAUACAAUUAAUUUUAUCUGGAAUUUACGAUUUAGUGGCAUGUUGGUUAAAAAUCUAUAUGUGUAUACUAUUUAUUGUAAGAGGUAGGGAAAUUUGUAUAUAAUAUUAAUAAAAAUAUGCUAUUCAGAA
Molecule: messenger RNA, 2065 nt
Organism: Acanthoscelides obtectus
Lineage: Eukaryota; Metazoa; Arthropoda; Insecta; Coleoptera; Chrysomelidae
Source: the annotation of a GenBank genome assembly